CUCAGGCCCGGAUUUCCCUGGCCUCCACCCCACUUCCCUGAUCCCAGUACAGCGGUGUCGUGUGGCGCGCCGGGGCGUGGCCUGGGAUUCCCGGGGUGGGGAGGCCACUGUAUGUCCUUGGGCUGAGAGGGGAGGUGACUCCAGCCGAAGAAGAGGACGCAGAAUGAGGGCCCUGCGGGUUUCCCAGACACUGAUGCGCUCCUUCAGCUCAACUACCCGGAACCGCUUGGAGAACCGAGUAGCUGAGAAACAGAAACUCUUCCAGGAGGACAAUGACCUCCCGGUGCACUUGAAGGGCGGGGGAACCGACAACGUCCUGUACCGACUGACCAUGGCGCUGUGUCUGGGAGGUGAGUGCAGGGCGAGGCUCGGCCUGAGCUUCAAGAGGCCAGCUCCAGCUGGAGUGAGGAAGGGGCUGGUUCCCAGCUUGGGGUUUGGGAGAGAACCGACUAGCGUAUGAGCUGGGGGAUUUAGGGAGAGGACUGGGUUCUAAACUGGCCAGGUUUGGGGAUGGAACUGGAGUCCAGGCUGGCAAAUAGGGAGGGAGCUCCUUAGGGUUUGGGCUUCUGUCCUACGAGGGGGUCUGGGUCCCAGGCUGGAGCUAAGACAAAGCUCAGGGCCUGGUUUGGAUCAAGGACCAUGGAUUUCCCCACCUGAAGUGCAGUUUGGGGAGGGAGCUAGAGCCUGAACUGGGGCUGAGAUCUAGACUGGUGAUAGGGUAAUUUGCUGAGAAGCUUAAAAGCCUGAGGUGUGUGGUUCAGCAA
This is a messenger RNA of Pteropus alecto (black flying fox), 764 nucleotides long. RefSeq names its product cytochrome c oxidase subunit 7A1, mitochondrial. The record is from RefSeq and is a predicted model, not a curated record. The coding region runs from base 164 to 460 and encodes 98 amino acids. Gene Ontology annotation, biological process: mitochondrial respirasome assembly; regulation of oxidative phosphorylation; mitochondrial electron transport, cytochrome c to oxygen. NCBI's taxonomy places the organism in Eukaryota, Metazoa, Chordata, Mammalia, Chiroptera, Pteropodidae. The transcript has 3 exons.